Molecule: messenger RNA, 1344 nt
Organism: Didymosphaeria variabile
Lineage: Eukaryota; Fungi; Ascomycota; Dothideomycetes; Pleosporales; Didymosphaeriaceae
Exons: 3
Coding region: 1-1344 (447 amino acids)
Biological process (GO): nucleotide catabolic process
Molecular function (GO): hydrolase activity
Source: RefSeq, a predicted model, not a curated record
AUGAUCGAAGCACUUAAUGACGUUGGCGUCAAUUUCGCAUGUCUUGGUAACCAUGAGCUGGACUUCGGAGUUCCGCAUUUUCAAAAGCUCGCGGAGAAGUGUAAUUUCCCUUGGCUCUGCGCAAACGUUCUGGACCCUGCGCUCGGAGAAGAAGUGCCUCUAGGGCGCUGCAGUAAAACAGCCAUAGUCGAGAUGAACGGUAUCAGGAUCGGUCUGAUCGGACUCGUUGAACAGGAAUGGUUGGCAACCAUCAAUGUGCUGCCACCGAACCUCAUCUAUCGCUCCGCCUCUGCAACGGCUCGAGAACUUGUGCCAUUGCUACGAGAUCAAGGGGCAGACUUCAUCAUUGCGCUCACACAUCAACGAGAGCCUAACGAUGUCCGACUAGCGCAAGAGUGUGGCGGCCUGAUUGAUUUGAUCCUGGCUGGGCAUGACCACUUCUAUCGUGAUUCCCUUGUGAACGGUGUACGCAUAGUGCGGAGCGGCACCGAUUUCAAGAAUCUUAGCUACAUUGAAGCACGAAGAGGUACCCCAAGCGCAGCAAGGGGCAAAAUCUGGGAGAUCGAUGUUGUAAAGGAAGACAUUACGGCCGAUGUACCUGAAGAUCCUGAGAUGAAGGCAUGGGUUGAAACCGUGUCCUCAACUCUGCGUGCACAGCUAGAGCAACCGGUUGGUACUACGGUAGUGGAUUUGGAUGCACGCUUCACAACUGUGCGUCGAAUGGAGAGCAAUUGGGGAAACUUCAUCGCCGACGCUAUGCGUCAAGCCUAUGGCGCUGACUGUUGCAUCAUUAGCUCUGGUACUAUUCGUGGGGAUCAAGUGUACCCUGCUGGUGUGAUUACCAUGAGGGAUAUUCGUAACUGCCUUCCGUUCGAAGAUCCAACAGUCGUAGUCCGCGUGACUGGACAAGCUAUAUGGCUGGCUCUUGAGAACUCAGUCAGUCUAUAUCCCGCAUUGGAAGGCCGCUUUCCCCAAGUUUCUGGCAUUACGUUUGAUUUCGACCCAUCCAUGCCGCCUUUUCAACGCGUGAAGUCUGCAUGCAUUGGAGGUCUACCGAUGGACCUGGAAAGGACUUAUCUAUUGGCAAGUCGGGACUACAUGGUGCGUGGCAAAGACGGGUACACCUCCCUGGUGUCCGAUGACGUUGAGGUAGUGGUUGGUCCUGAAGAAGGAGAUCGAAUCUACAAAAUAGUGCUGGAGGCUUUCAGUCGAUUGACAGCAUUGCCGUUUCAGGCACCACUGCAACAUGCUGCUGGAGAUGAUGCUAGGAGCCGUGUUUCGCAGAAACUUACAGUAAAUGGUGCCAUUGCUCCAACUCUUGAGGGAAGGAUCGCCGUCAUAUAG